UGCCGAGAAGGUUCUGGACACAGCGAAUCAGCGAGCAGCGAGCGAGGAUUUAAACCAAGACACACAACCUAAAAACUGCAUCGCAUCAUCCUCCAUUACGAUUCUUAGUCUUAUUGUUGAAGCAUCGCACAGAACGAAAUGGCUCUUCGAGUGACCAGGAAUCGCUUGGCUUCUACCAGGAGCGACCUCGGUGGAAAGGCCUGCUCGGUGACUGGGCCUGGACUGAAGCCUAGAGCUGCUUUGGGCGAAAUUGGAAACAUCGCAGUGAACAAAGAACCACAGAAAAAGGCUGUCAAGACAGAAGCCACAAAGACCAAAGUCCCCACCAAAGUUGAAAAAGCAGCCGUUGUUGAAGCCCCAAAACCUAAAAAUGUUGCUCCUGUUAAACCUGAGCCUGUGGUGCAGCCUGAACCUGCAUCCCCCACUCCAAUGGAGACAUCUGGCUGUGAGCCUGCUGACCUCUGCCAAGCAUUUUCAGAUGUUAUUCUUCACACUGCUAUCAGGGAUGUGGAUGCAGAUGACUAUGACAACCCCAUGCUCUGCAGUGAAUAUGUAAAGGAUAUCUACAAGUACCUAAGACAGCUUGAGAUUGAGCAGAACGUCAGACCCACUUACCUGCAGGGUCGGGAGGUGACUGGUAACAUGCGAGCUAUUCUGAUCGACUGGCUCGUGCAAGUGAACCUGAAAUUUCGUCUGCUGCAAGAGACAAUGUACAUGACUGUGGGAAUCAUUGACCGCUUUCUUCAGGACAACCCAGUCCCCAAGAAGCAGCUGCAGCUGGUUGGUGUAACUGCCAUGUUCCUUGCUUCCAAAUACGAGGAGAUGUAUCCCCCAGAGAUCUCAGAUUUUGCCUAUGUAACAGACCGUGCCUACACCACCGCCCAGAUUCGAGACAUGGAGAUGACAAUCCUGCGGGUGCUCAAGUUCAAACUGGGCCGUCCUCUUCCACUGCAGUUCCUCAGAAGAGCCUCAAAGAUUUACGAGGUAACUGCUGAGCAACACACUCUGGCAAAAUACCUCCUGGAGCUGACCAUGGUUGACUACGAGAUGGUUCACUUCCCGCCUUCCAUGGUUGCGAGUGCUGCUUUGGCUCUGACCCUGAAGAUCUUGGAUGCUGGUGAAUGGGAUGCAACACUGACUCACUACAUGGACUACACAGCAGAGAGUUUGAUUCCUGUGAUGGCACACAUCGCCAAGAAUGUUGUGAAAGUCAAUGAUGGCCUGACCAAACAUAUGGCUAUUAAAGGAAAGUAUUCAACCUCCAAGCAGAUGCGGAUCGCCACACUCUCUCAGCUCAAGUCUUCACUGGUGAAGGAGCUUGCAAAGCAAGCCAACCAGUGAGAACUGUUUAGCACCAUGUGCUGACUUGUAUAGUUGUAACUUAAACUUAACUUGAACUGAGGGUUUGGCAAACUGAAGAUGAGAUCGAUGGUUUCAUGUUUCACCAACAGAUGUUUACUUUUACUGACUAUUUUAGAACGCAUGCCUCAAAGUUUAAUUGGUACCGACGACUUUAUGGCUUAUUGCAUUUGAAGUUGAGAAAUUGGAUUUUGCUCUAGUGAUCAAUACUGUAAACUUAUCCUCAUUUGUUUCACAAGAUUUGGUCAUCUACAAUGUCCUGUGAUGAACAAAUUUUAUCUUUAUUGGUCAAAACACACUACACCUCAGCAAGAUACCGUUUUAAUGUAAUGCCUGAUUAUUGGUGCACAAGUUGCUGUGAAGCUUUCUUUUUUUUAAGCUUGGUGUAGCUGAUUACCCACCAGCAGAAGACCCAUGGCUUGCUUUUAAAAUGGUCAGUAAUGUGAGGGAUCCAUUGGACAGAUGUGGCCCUUUUUGUCUUUUAAAAUGCAUGUUUUACUGAAUGUGUGUAUGGCAGUGACUGUGUAAAAUGUACAGCAAUACUUUUUAAAAUGUUUUUACAUCACAAAUGUCUUGUUUUAAAUCGUUUAAUUAAAUGGUUCAUACCA
Messenger RNA from Cheilinus undulatus (humphead wrasse), 1967 nucleotides. It is a transcript of the gene ccnb1, whose product is annotated as cyclin B1. The coding region runs from base 139 to 1341 and encodes 400 amino acids. Gene Ontology annotation, cellular component: cyclin B1-CDK1 complex; mitochondrial matrix; nucleus. Lineage: Eukaryota; Metazoa; Chordata; Actinopteri; Labriformes; Labridae. The record is from RefSeq and is a predicted model, not a curated record. Gene Ontology annotation, biological process: mitotic cell cycle phase transition; regulation of cyclin-dependent protein serine/threonine kinase activity; mitotic metaphase chromosome alignment. Gene Ontology annotation, molecular function: cyclin-dependent protein serine/threonine kinase regulator activity. The transcript has 9 exons.